Molecule: messenger RNA, 735 nt
Organism: Nomascus leucogenys (northern white-cheeked gibbon)
Lineage: Eukaryota; Metazoa; Chordata; Mammalia; Primates; Hylobatidae
Product: histone H2B type 1-F/J/L
Cellular component (GO): nucleosome
Molecular function (GO): structural constituent of chromatin; DNA binding; protein heterodimerization activity
Source: RefSeq, a predicted model, not a curated record
AUGUCUGGGCGUGGUAAGCAGGGAGGCAAAGCUCGCGCCAAGGCCAAGACCCGCUCUUCUCGGGCCGGCCUUCAGUUUCCCGUAGGCCGAGUGCACCGCCUGCUCCGCAAGGGCAACUAUGCCGAACGGGUCGGGGCUGGAGCGCCGGUGUAUCUGGCGGCGGUGCUGGAGUACCUGACCGCUGAGAUCCUGGAGCUGGCUGGCAACGCGGCCCGCGACAACAAGAAGACUCGCAUCAUCCCGCGUCACCUCCAACUAGCCAUCCGCAACGAUGAGGAGCUCAACAAGCUUCUGGGCAAAGUGACCAUCGCACAGGGUGGCGUCCUGCCCAACAUCCAGGCCGUGCUGCUGCCAAAGAAAACUGCGGCCAAGUCUGCUCCCGCCCCGAAGAAGGGCUCUAAGAAGGCAGUGACAAAGGCCCAGAAGAAGGACAGCAAGAAGCGUAAGCGCAGCCGCAAGGAGAGCUACUCCGUGUACGUGUACAAGGUGCUGAAGCAGGUCCACCCCGACACCGGCAUCUCUUCUAAGGCCAUGGGAAUCAUGAAUUCCUUCGUCAACGACAUCUUCGAGCGCAUCGCAAGCGAGGCUUCCCGCCUGGCGCACUACAACAAGCGCUCGACCAUCACCUCUAGGGAGAUCCAGACCGCCGUGCGCCUGCUGCUUCCGGGGGAGCUGGCCAAGCACGCGGUGUCGGAGGGCACCAAGGCCGUCACCAAGUACACCAGCUCCAAGUAA